AUGGAGUGUCAAAGGAAUAUAUCAGAAUUCAUUCUCAUGGGUCUUUCUUCAGAUAAGAAUAUACAAGCUUUUUGCUUCGUGUUCUUCCUAUUCUGCUACCUUGCCAUCUUGUCUGGAAAUCUCCUGAUCCUUAUCUCCAUUAGAUACAGCUCUCUGUUUAACCAACCAAUGUACUAUUUCCUCAGUCACUUGUCCUCCAUGGACAUCUGUUACACCUCUUGUGUGACCCCCAAACUGAUUGGAGACCUGCAAGUGGGAAGGAAAACCAUCUCCUAUGCUAACUGCAUGUUACAGGUCUUUGCUAUGCACUUCUUUGGAAUGAUUGAAAUCUUAAUCCUGACAGCCAUGGCCUUUGAUCGCUAUGUUGCCAUCUGCAAGCCUCUCCAUUAUAUGGUUAUCAUGAACAGAACCACAUGCAUUAUCCUCAUCUUGGCCUCUUGGGCAGGUGGGGAUGUACAUUCCUUUUCUCAGUUUUUUAUGUUAAUCUGUUUGCCCUUCUGUGGCCCUAAUGAAAUUGAUCAUUACUACUGUGAAAUUUUUCCUUUGCUGCAAGUUGCCUGCACUGACACCUACCUUACUGGUGUCCUUGUGGUUGCCAGUUCAGGAAUGGUUGCUUUGGUAAUCUUUGUUCUCCUGUUUGGUUCAUAUGUUAUUAUACUCUUCACAUUAAAGAAUCACUCACCAGAGGGGAGACGCAAAGCUCUUUCUACAUGUGGCUCUCAUAUCACUGUGGUCAUCCUAUUCUUUGGAUCUUCAAUCUUUGCCUACCUUAGACCUCCUACCACAUUCCCUGAGGACAAAAUCUUUGCUCUCUUUUACACGAUCAUUGCUCCCAUGUUCAACCCCCUCAUCUAUACUCUGAGAAAUACAGAUAUGAAGAAGGCCAUGAAAAAGGUUUGGUGUCAAAAUAUAUUUUCAGAAGAGAAAUAUAAUUAA
Messenger RNA from Nannospalax galili (Upper Galilee mountains blind mole rat), 936 nucleotides. RefSeq names its product olfactory receptor 4P4-like. Gene Ontology annotation, cellular component: membrane. Gene Ontology annotation, biological process: G protein-coupled receptor signaling pathway. NCBI's taxonomy places the organism in Eukaryota, Metazoa, Chordata, Mammalia, Rodentia, Spalacidae. The record is from RefSeq and is a predicted model, not a curated record. Gene Ontology annotation, molecular function: olfactory receptor activity; G protein-coupled receptor activity. Bases 1 to 936 code for a protein of 311 amino acids. The transcript has a single exon.